GACGCUUGUUCUUCUUGUAGAACGACCUGACGGGAGAGCACUCGUGUGUGAUGCUGAAGGAGCUGACCACCGAAGAGGAGCAGAGCCCGUGGCUGUCUGCAUUUUGGCAAGAUUUCCGCCGGCGCUUCCUGUCCCUGCUCUCCUUCCAGUUCUGCAACUUCCCCCCCAGCUUGGCCCUCAGCAUCCUGCAGAACAAGAACGCCAAGGAGGCCGUGAGCACUAUGAGCAGCUCGCAGCUGGCGGUCCACUUCAGUCCCUACGACCUCAAGCGCCUGGAGCUGUACUCCCGCAGCAUGGUGGACUACCACCUCAUCAUGGACCUGGUCCCCAGCGUGGCACGCCUCUUCUUCCUCAAACAGAUGGGUGACCUCUCCUUGUCGGCAGCACAAUGCGCUCUGCUGCUGGGCUUGGGGCUGCAGCACAAGUCCGUGGAGCAGCUACAGAAGGAGAUUGACCUCCCCAGCUCGCAGCUUUUGGGGCUCUUCAACCGUCUCGUGCGCAAGUUUGUGCAAGUUUUUACCAGCAUUCAGGAAAAGGCCAUCGAAGCAGAGAUGGCGAAGACAAAAGACGUCAGCAUGGAGCCAACUGUCCUAAGUCUUCAGGAUGAUCUAAAUGAUGCGGCAAAGGAGUUUGAGGAGAAACACAAGCAGGACAAAGAGAAAGUGAGAGACCUUGACCUGGAACAGUACAAGAUCCGCGGCGACGACGAGGAAUGGGACGAGGUGCUGAAGACGGCCGGCGGCACGGCCAUGGUCAGCAUCAAAAGUGACAAGAAGAGGAAGCUGGGCGGAGGAAAGGAGGCGUCGACCAAUGGCGGCGUGGUGCACGGGAAGCAAAGGAAGACAGAAGUCCAGCAUGGAAAGUUCAAGAAGAACAAACAUGGCAACAAAUCUGGAAAGAAGGCGUUCAAGUGAUGUCACUUUAUUAAAUGAUGUAGAACAAA
Molecule: messenger RNA, 943 nt
Organism: Nerophis ophidion (straightnose pipefish)
Lineage: Eukaryota; Metazoa; Chordata; Actinopteri; Syngnathiformes; Syngnathidae
Product: RNA cytidine acetyltransferase-like
Exons: 8
Coding region: 51-914 (287 amino acids)
Biological process (GO): rRNA acetylation involved in maturation of SSU-rRNA
Cellular component (GO): nucleolus; 90S preribosome
Molecular function (GO): 18S rRNA cytidine N-acetyltransferase activity; tRNA binding
Source: RefSeq, a predicted model, not a curated record